AUGAAUCUACUCUUCGCAAUUGGAGCAAAACACUCUCAUCUCAUUGGCGCCGAGUGGAGAGGCGACGAGAGAGACCACCUGAUCUACAUGACACGAGCAGUUCAGCUUUUGGAUCUGAGAGACACUCUAUCAUUCCUUUCAGCUCCUAGUCUGGAAAAAGUUCAGGCACACGUUCAGACAAAGAUAACGGAGUUGCUCAAGGAAUUGGACGAUUGGUUAAAGACAGCUUUGCCACCCGAGGACAUCCGUUCCAGUGACUGGUCUCAGCGACCCCAUCUCAAUCGCGAGCGCUUUUUGCUCCGAAUGUACUACUGGAGUACAAAAAUCCUUAUUACGCGACCUUGUCUUUGCCGGAUUGAGCGGAGGAUAUCAACGGAGAGCAGCACAUCCAUGAACUUCAACAGCGAGACGGCAGAGACAUGCGUUGAAGCCGCUCGACAGAUGGCGAAGUUGUUCCCUGAAAAGCCAGACACAGGCUUUAUCUACUCUCAUGGACCAUGGUGGGAUGUGACUCAUCUCAUUAUGCAAGCUUUAGCUGUCCUGUUGCUAGAGAUGGCGUAUGAGGGCAAGCAUUUGAAAGAUGAGAAGGAUGACAUCAUUGCAUGUAUAAAAAAGAUGAUGCGCUGGCUUCACGCAAUGAAAGUGAAUGACCCAGUCGCUGCUCGAGCUCACGGCGUCAUUUAUAAGAUUCUCAAUACGUGCGCCCCUGCCCUUCGAGAGCAGGUCAAGGAGUUAGUUGCCGACGAUAUGGAUGGGAUUUCUCAGCCUUCACGUCCUUCACGCUCUGGAGCUUCCUCCACAGUACAUACGCAGUCGACUUCAUGGAAAACACCAGUUGACGGCGUCUAUUCUCAGGAAAUGCCGGCAAACUAUCCGCCCCCCCUUUCCCACAAUCACUUCAUGGACCCUCUUCUCCCAUAUCCUGGAUCGACAUAUCAACCACCGCCUUAUGCUUUUGGCAAUCCUUUUAUUACGAACUUUGACCAAGGAGUGCCGUUGGUGGACAUGCAACAACUGUGGUGGCAUUCGGCGCCCCUCAGUAAUCUGGGCCUAAAUCCUUCUGACACGACUCUACCCCAGGAGCAGCUCAUGCAACAGCAGAUGCAGCAACAAAUGUACGAACAGAUGCAGCAGGCCGAUUACACAAAGGAGCAGCAUGAUGGAGAGGACGUCUUCUCACAACCGCCCAGUUAG
This is a messenger RNA of Alternaria atra, 1194 nucleotides long. RefSeq lists its product as uncharacterized. Lineage: Eukaryota; Fungi; Ascomycota; Dothideomycetes; Pleosporales; Pleosporaceae. The transcript is spliced from 3 exons. The record is from RefSeq and is a predicted model, not a curated record. The coding region runs from base 1 to 1194 and encodes 397 amino acids.